GCCGCCGCCCCGGCCGCCGCCCUCGCGCCCCUGCACAGCUGGCUUCUCGAGGCGCGCGGGCAGCAGCACCUGGCCCCCGCGCUCGCCGCCUUCCUGGACUUCCGGGGCGGCCGCGCGGACGCCGGCAGCCUGGCGAUGCACCUGCAGGACAUCUGCUCGCACUUCCUCGCCGGCGUCUCCCUCGCCCGCAUGCUCGCCAGCGGGCUGCCGGGCGACGGCGCCGCCGUGCGGUCGGCGCUGGGGAAGGAUAUCAAGCCCGCACGUGCGUGGGGCACGCCCACAGGCUCCCCGGCGCGGCUGCAGCAGCGGCGGUGCCGCGCCGACGCCGGGCCGGCCCCCGGCCGCCCGCCGGGCGGCCGGGGCGCCAGCCUCAGUCCAGCACCCUCGGAGCCGCUGCCGCGGCAGCGGAGCAGCGUGUCCGCGCUGCCAUCGGUGCGCGGCCUGAGGGCCGCUCGGCCCAAGGCUGGCCCGCUGCUCAGGGCGUCGUAG
Molecule: messenger RNA, 489 nt
Organism: Prorocentrum cordatum
Lineage: Eukaryota; Dinophyceae; Prorocentrales; Prorocentraceae
Source: the annotation of a GenBank genome assembly